UUGGAGCGGGGAAAUUGUGUUUUCUUUCUUCUCUGCUGGAUCAACUCAGACUUGAAGACCCUCCUCCCUCCUUAAAGUAAAACUGGUCCUGAAUACCAAAUGGUCGUUUGACGAGGCCCCGCUCAAGACAAUGGAGGCGUCCGCCAACGGGUCCAGUUUCGGCAUCGACUCGCUGCUGUCCCACAGGCCGGGGAGUCCGGUAUCCAAAGGGGACAGUCUGGUGGGGGAGUGCCGCUCUCCUCUAGAGUUCAGUCCCAGAUCAGACGCAGAGUCCGGCUGCUCGUCGCCCCCGUCCCCGAGGAGAGAGUGCGUGGAGGACCUGGUCCAGAGACCAGGUCACGGUGUGGGCCUGCCGCCGCACCUGCAGCACGCGCAGAUCUCUGCAGGGUCUCAGCAGAGGACCGUGACCUCCUCGUUCCUGAUCAGGGACAUCCUCGCGGACUGUAAGCCUCUGGCCGCGUGCGCGCCCUACUCCAGCAAUGGACAGCCGACUCAGGAGGCCGGGAGGCUAGUGUCCAAGAUCUCAGAAGACUUCAUGGAGAAAAUCCACAGCAACUCGUCCUCAGACAGCGAGUACAAAGUAAAAGAGGAGGGGGACAGGGAAAUCUCCAGCAGCAGAGACAGCCCUCAGGUCCGGCUGAAGAAGCCCAGGAAGGCCCGGACGGCCUUCACUGACCACCAGCUGGCUCAGCUGGAGCGCAGCUUCGAGCGCCAGAAGUACCUGAGCGUGCAGGACCGCAUGGAGCUGGCAGCCUCCCUCAACCUGACCGACACGCAGGUCAAGACCUGGUACCAGAACCGGAGGACAAAGUGGAAGAGGCAGACUGCGGUGGGACUCGAGCUGCUGGCUGAAGCAGGAAACUACUCCGCCCUGCAGAGGAUGUUCCCAUCCCCGUACUUCUACCCACAGAGUCUGGUAUCUAACCUGGACCCUGGAGCGGCCCUCUACCUCUACAGAGGCCCCUCGGCGCCCCCGCCGGCCCUGCAGAGACCCCUAGUCCCUCGGAUCCUGCUGCACGGCCUACAGGGGGGCAGCGAGCCUCCUCCUCCUCUGCCCCCCAUGUCCGGCGUGCUGACGCGGCCAGGCCAGCAGCGGUGAGCCGGCCCCCCGCUGAGUUCAUGUUUCUUUUGACCCUGCAGGCAGCUUUGGACUUUUUUAAAGAAAUGAAUCAAAGACAGAGAAACGUGAAAAGACAAACGCAGAUAGAACAAACUGUUCAAAGGCCUUUUUAUGGACAGACUGAACUCUGAGGACUUUGUGACUCUGUCUGAGUGGAAGGAUUUUUUUCCCUUUUUGAUGGGACAUGAGCUUUAUUUAUAAUUUAUUUAUUUGUCAUUAUGAAUCAAAUAAUCUAAGUUAUGUAUUUAUUUGUUUCCAGUUUCAGUAUUUUCAGUGUUUCUCCCUGCAACGGAUACAGUGUUGGUGGCACUCUGACCUCCAGUUCCAUGCCAAUUAGACUCCCAUUAUUAUUAUUAUUAUUAUUAUUAUUAUUAUUAUUAUUAU
Messenger RNA from Notolabrus celidotus (New Zealand spotty), 1504 nucleotides. It is a transcript of the gene barhl1b, whose product is annotated as BarH-like homeobox 1b. The record is from RefSeq and is a predicted model, not a curated record. Gene Ontology annotation, cellular component: nucleus. Gene Ontology annotation, molecular function: DNA-binding transcription factor activity, RNA polymerase II-specific; RNA polymerase II transcription regulatory region sequence-specific DNA binding. The transcript has 3 exons. Bases 131 to 1099 code for a protein of 322 amino acids. Gene Ontology annotation, biological process: regulation of transcription by RNA polymerase II. Lineage: Eukaryota; Metazoa; Chordata; Actinopteri; Labriformes; Labridae.